Messenger RNA from Phasianus colchicus (ring-necked pheasant), 4077 nucleotides. It is a transcript of the gene TMIGD1, whose product is annotated as transmembrane and immunoglobulin domain containing 1. Gene Ontology annotation, molecular function: cell adhesion molecule binding. Gene Ontology annotation, biological process: cell-cell adhesion. Lineage: Eukaryota; Metazoa; Chordata; Aves; Galliformes; Phasianidae. The record is from RefSeq and is a predicted model, not a curated record. Gene Ontology annotation, cellular component: cell-cell junction; plasma membrane.
AUGAUUGAAAGGAACUGCUUAAAGCUAUGACAGAGGCACAGCACGAUGGCACCGCCCUGCAGCCAGUAGGUGGCCCCCGCCGCCCUCCAACCUUCACACAGGCACUGGCUCUUCUCCUUGUUUUUUUCCCCAGGGCUAAAACUUGUCAAUCUUUCCUCUGCAUUCAGUGACCUUUUAUUUAAGGAUGAUCAGGAAAUACGAUGAUGAGCAAAAUUAUAUAUUAAAACAAAACAAAACAAAACAAAACUUGAGAUUCUUCUGUGCCAAUAGUGGAAAGUAUGUGGGGUUUGGGCUGAAUCUGAUUGCAAAAGCAGGGCACAUCUCCAGUCAUCAUACUUGGGGAAAAUGGGAUUUGUGGGAGGCAGCGCAGAGCAGAGGGUGCCCAAGCAGCACUCCCUGCAGCCCUGCUCGGAGCUGGGUUUGGGUGUUCCUAAACAAUGGAAGUUGCAAAACAUGUGGCACCGCGUAUUAAAAAGGGAUUAGGAGAGGAGAACCACAACGAGCAGCCUGGGGCAGAGCCUCGGGGACCAGCACAGGCGUUUUCUGGAUUGCAGCCACUUACAGUCACUGCCAGCCAACCCAGAGAGGCAAUCCCAACUCACACAUAUCUGUUUGCAUCCUGGGAUGCCCCGGAUUGCAAGAGCAACCCUCCGCCAUUGACAGCCCAGGGGGUUCUGAGCAGUGCUCUGCCUCUGGAGGCACUGAGGACAGACUGGGACACGCACUGCCCUGACUGUGAGCUGGAGGGUAACGCAGCCAACAGUCUCUUUCACGUUCUAAAUCAUUUCUUCUCAGGUUUCUGAGGCUUGUGUUACACCCGAAAAGACUGGCGUUUAUUAAUUUACUCCCUUUGGGGCUGUUCAGAGUCAUAGGUAACAACAGCCUUAUUUGGGGUUUGUUGGUGUACUGUUGCCAUAAGGAUGCGAGGAGGAGCCGGUGGAUAAUUCCAGCCCAUGCCCAUGGAACCCUCCCCUGACACUGCUUGACACAAACAGCACAAAGCAGAGCUGGCUCCUUGCAAGACAGUCACGGGGCUCCUGCCUCUCUGAAGGGGACCCUCCCUCCCAGUCUGACUCAUUGGUGGCUGCUUUGCAUUCUGGAACGAAGUUUAUGUCCCUCCUAAAUAUAAUGAGAAGGUGGAUAAUGCAACCCACAAAACUCCAGACCAUGGUGGUAAUUAAGACACCCACAAGAUAAUUAAGCCCUAUAUAAAAAUAUAUAUGUAAAAAGUCAUUGCGAAAGUAAUUCCUUAUCAGUUUUAAAUUGUUGCCUUCCCGUAUCUCUGGCCAAGUUAAAACCUUGCUUUUCUAAUCUCCCUUCUUUCAGCACAUCUCAAAUCCCAUUGCAAAACACCACUGCCUCUGCCGUCAUUUAAUGGCCACAAACCCCAUGAACCCGAGCUCAUCCUUCUGCCCAUCACACACACCUGGGGCAAACCUGGCACAGAAUUUUCUCCAGGUCCCAUUCAAUGCUGUGUCCUGUGUCACGACAAAGCUCCCUGUUACCUGAUGGUCUUUUCCCCUUCUUCUUGUUUAUUGACUGAAAAUACACCCCCAAACUUCACUCUUUCACUCUUUACAUUCUCACUUACUGUAAACUUCCUUCUUCACGUGAAGGAUCAUUGCAGAGCAGUGACCUGAGCUAAGCACAAUGUACCCUGAGGGUACUCAGCAUUACAGGGCAUGUCUCUGCUCCCUGCUCAGCCAGCAUGCAGUCCAAAGUCUGAACUGGAGCAUUUUCUCUUUCCGCAGCCAAAGAAGGACCCAGCAGCAGGACAUGGGGCAGGAAGGGGCAGCUGGAGCCCUCUUAGAGAAUAAUUAGGAUAAGCUUCACAGAAUCACAAUUCCUAUGGUUUGAAACAGUGUUGUGAACAGCCAGAAAGCUGAAAGGGAAAAAGUGUUAUUUUUGGCAGGAGGUCUUUAUGGCUGAUGCAGGAACUUUCUCCUUGGUUAUUCAUUGUCUUGUCAAGACUCAUAAAACAGCCAGCAGAGCCCAGCAAAUACUUUUCUUCAGUGUUCUGGGAGCUCAGAAAUGCAGGAAUUAAAUGUGGCCUUGAACCCAUUUUAUGGACUCACUUCUUACGGAGCUACCAUAAAACAUUAAAAAUCAGAGCUUAUAAAUAAGGAGAGGAAGCGCUGCACAUUUCUUUUCAGAAGCCACCUCUCUGAGACUCUUCCCAAGGUAAGUCAGGGAUGGACAGAGAGUGAGAGACAAUGAUCUCAGGCAGCAGAAAUUAAAUACAAAAAUAUCCCCUUGAGAAAAGCAAGACAUUGGCUCAGUUUAUGCCCUGGUGAUCCUCACCCAACGCCACCAAAGGCUCCCAACAGCUGCAGUCAGUGCAGUGACCCUGCCUCUCUUUGGCAGGCACCAGCUGGGCUCCCCAUGAUGGCACAGAGAAGCAGACUCACAGCCUCCUGCCAAGUGCACAUCCUCGUGCUUUGCUUUUUGGUACACGUAGCCACAGGUGUAGAACUGUCUGUCAAUAACCACAACGAUGACUUCACUCUGACCAUAUCAUCCGGGUCCCUCGCCUCCCUGUCCUGCCUAGCACAGAACAGCAGCCAAGCCGAGGAGCUGCUCUGGUACCGAGGAGAUGGCCGUGUGGAUCUGAAAGAUGGGAAUAAAGUGAACAUCAGCAACAUCUGCAUCUCUCCAGUCUCUGAGUCUGACAAUGGCGUUGCCUUCACGUGCAGGCUGGUACGGGACCAGUCCGUGCAGGUCUCGGUGGUCCUGGACGUCCGCUUUCCUCCCUCCGUGGGUGAAGAUGAGUCCAUCUAUAUUGAAGAAGGCAAAGACGUCACUCUGACCUGCAAUGCCAAGUCCAACCCUCAAGGCCAAACAACGUGGUACAAGAACAACACCAUCCUAACCCUACAAGACCACUACCAGGUGUACCAGACCAGUGAGACCUUCCAGCUCUCUAUCAAGAAAGUACAGAAGUCUGACAACGGGACCUACACUUGUGAGGUGAAAUCUUCCUGUGGAGACAGCAGUAAGGAUUUCCACCUGAUAGUUGAAGAUAAAAAACUUGUUUUUCCCAAGGAAGCUGUUAUUGCUGCUGUUGUGGUGGUUGCACUCACUGUGCUUUUUGGAAUCGUGGCUCAAAAAGAGAAAAUAUUUAAGGUAUGGAAAGACUCAGUUUCUUAAGAAAAACAGAGUGCUUCAAUGUCCUUUUGUUUUCUACCUCUUCUAUGCUGCCUUGUAGUGCUGUCUUCCAGUGUUAGAGAGCCAUUGUGUAGUAUCACCUCCUUGAGAAUUACUAGCAUAUAAAUCAAAUAUCAGGUAUUUUAAGGGAGUGAGUUACACGUGUGCAAGAGCUCAGUAGUAACACUUCCACGGGCAGAAAACACGAACGGUGACAGGACUCUCUCUUUCUUUUCAGUGCUUCAAAAAACCAAGCGAAACAGCCCUGUAAGUAUCUGACUGCACAGCCACAAAGCUUCCCAGAAUAAAGGCCUGAAUGGAACCCCUUCUUUAAGCUCUGGCAGAACAUGAAAGCACUCACACACUGCCCUGCUGUGCCGCAGCUCCGGAUGGCUGCCGUCACCCUGCCUCACAGCUGCGGGGCCGGGACGUGGGGACACAGACAGCAGGCACAGGGCAGGGACACGGUGUGAAAAGCAAAACACUCUGUGCAGGGGGGAAAACCUCACCGUGCAGCCACAGCUGUUGGGAGCUGAAUUCAGUUCAGCCGUUGGCUUCUUUUUUUUUUCCUUUUUUUCCCCAUACAGAGUGAAUUUCCACGUCAUUCCCUUUUGCUUGCAGGUGAAGAUGGCACGGAAGCUUUGCACACCCAGAAAACACCACACGAAGCGGUGGCACACCUGCACGAGAUUAGGCACCAAAACACAACUCCGGGCAGGGGCUUAGCAAAGCUUUGCGACAACACAAGCACCAUCUCACAAUGCUGGUUGUAACUCGCUGCUCACAACGCAGACCGGGGCAGGAGGCUGAGGGCCCGCCACACCCCGUCCCACAGCCGCCACAGAAGGGCAGCCCGGGGUGCCGUGCUGGUGGUGGCGGGGCAGCCUGCCUGCCUGCCGCCUUCAUCUUCUCGGGGCUUCCCCUUACCGCCAA